This is a messenger RNA of Saccoglossus kowalevskii, 898 nucleotides long. Its product is annotated as D-aspartate oxidase-like. Gene Ontology annotation, biological process: D-amino acid catabolic process. NCBI's taxonomy places the organism in Eukaryota, Metazoa, Hemichordata, Enteropneusta, Harrimaniidae. The record is from RefSeq and is a predicted model, not a curated record. Gene Ontology annotation, molecular function: D-amino-acid oxidase activity; FAD binding. Gene Ontology annotation, cellular component: cytoplasm.
AUGCCACUGAGUAAACUGGGGAUGCCACUGAGCAAACUGGGGAUGCCACUGAGCAAACCGGGGAUGCCACUGAACAAACUGGGGAUGCCACUGAGCAAACCGGGGAUGCCACUGAACAAACUGGGGAUGCCACUGAGCAAACUGAGGAUGUCACUGAGCAAACUGGGGAUGUCACCGAGCAAACUGGGGAUGCCACCGAACAAACUGGGGAUGCCACUGAGCAAACUGGGGAUGUCACUGAGCAAACUGAAAUAUUUUUCUCUUCUUAGUGAUAAAACCAUAGCAUUGGGUGGAACUCAUCAGUACCAUGAUUGGCGAACUACAAAUGAUGAAGAAGACUGUAAGCGUAUUUUUGAAGAAUGUUGUAAAUUAGUGCCAAGUUUGCGAAGAAGUAAGCUGAUACUAAAACGGGCUGCGUUAAGACCUUGUAGACCAACAGUUAGAUUAGAAAAAGAAGAAAGGCUGGUUCAUGGAGGAAAAGUAAUGAAGGUUGUGCAUAACUAUGGUCAUGGAGGGGGUGGUAUCUCUCUGCAUUGGGGAUGUGCGCAGCAUGCAACUCAACUGGUGAAAGAAUACCUACAGGAGAAACCUGCAAUUUCAAGUCGACUUUGAUAGACAACAUACGAAAUGAAAAUACAAAUAGCUAAUGAAAACUGUGCAAUAAUUAUAAUUUUUUCUGUGUAAAUUUAAUAUAACUCAUCAGUUCAUUUAUUCUGGAUCUGUAGUUAUUUGAAGACUCAAAUGAUUUGCCCUUUUCAAUAUCAUGGUUCAUACUACUAAUUUCCCUACCCCUAAAGUGCCUGUGAAAUGGCUGCUAUUAUCUCGCCUAAAAUCAUUCAUUGGUACAUCAAUAUUAUUAAUUUUUAUGUUUCUAAGCAUAAAAUAUUGUUUUAAAGUG